Messenger RNA from Xenopus tropicalis (tropical clawed frog), 1472 nucleotides. RefSeq names its product oligodendrocyte myelin glycoprotein (gene omg). Lineage: Eukaryota; Metazoa; Chordata; Amphibia; Anura; Pipidae. The record is from RefSeq and is marked provisional. The transcript has a single exon. The coding region runs from base 467 to 1273 and encodes 268 amino acids.
CCCAGGACUCCUGUUUCUUUUGUGCUUGGUACCAAAUAUUGUUUGCAUUUGCCCUUUGAAGUGCUCUUGCAUGGUAAAGAACAGACACGUAGACUGUUCCGAAAGAAACCUUACAGCACUGCCACAUGGGCUGCAAGACAAUGUUACACACCUGAAUCUGUCUCACAACCUUUUGGAUAACUUGGAUCAUCAAUUGACUCGGUUCUCCAAUCUGAGAUUACUUGACCUAUCCCACAAUUUGCUCAGGACCUUUCCUGCUCAUUUGCCAAGAUCUCUAUGGGAAGUUUAUGCUGCCAGCAACAAAAUUAAAGUGCUGCACAAGCUUGACACUGCUUACCAAUGGAAUCUUAAAAUACUGGAUAUCUCUAGGAAUGAGAUACGGAGGAUAGUAUUAAUCAAUAAUACACUGACCAACUUGCAAUUUUUAAACCUAAGCAGCAAUCUGUUAUGGACUGUUCCAACAAACAUGCCAUAUAACAUGCACACUGUUGACUUGUCAAAUAAUUCCUUGACACAAAUUUUACCAGGAACACUGGCACGAAUGCCCAAACUUCAAAAACUGCUCCUGCACAACAACAGAUUUACCAAUAUACCAAACAAUGCCUUUGAUCAACUUACACAUUUAAAGAAGAUUACACUCUUUAACAAUCCAUGGUCCUGCAAAGAAAUGCAAAAUAUGAUUUAUUUGCUAAAAUGGGUUAAGGAGACAGCAAUCCAUGUCAUAGGACACCCUUGUGCCAAUGAAACAACCCACCAUGAUGCUGUACAUCUGCCUUCUAUAACUGCAAAAUUUGAUGCUGUGUCAGAUUAUACCCCAGCAUUUACAACAACUAGUUUGCUUUAUCUGGAAGCUCAAGAAACCAAACUGUAUACACAAGUGCCAUUUUCAGAACCGGGACUAGCAGUUUCUUUGACUACAACUAAUGAUUUUCUUACAAGCACUGAUCAUUCCUUAUAUACUGAAGAAGGUGGUUCAGCAUAUGAAAACCUUAACUUAGAUUUCAACACAUUUAUCCCAAAGGAUGUACCUCUUACAAACUCAUAUGAAAUAGAAGAUUCUGGUUCUUAUGAUUUCACAGUGACCUUGAGCAACAGUAAACCAAAGCCAGUCAAUGCAUCAGAGCUGACUCUUUCAAGCACAACAAUCUCUGAGGGGAUACAUGUUACCACUAUCAAAGUGGCUAAGAUACCUUCUGCUGCCCAUAAAGAUAAAGGUCUUGUUACUGAAUGUCUCGUCAUUCUGCUCAUUCUUAAUAUGGUCUUAGAGGCAUGAUGUAAUCUGAAUAAAACUAAAAUCUCUAAAAUUAACAACUACAAAUGCUUAAAUGAGAGUGAAUAAUGAUUAGAAAAACUGCCUUGUUUGCUUUGAUAUAUAAUGAAUGGGAAUUGUGUACUGCAUUUGCACAAAAGCAGUGAUUUUUAUCUGUAAAGUGUAUUCAUAUAAAAAUAAACCUGUAAGCUGUUAAAGGCAA